CAAGCUCCCGUGCGCGCGCGUGCAAGGCGCACCGUAAUAGUGUGUGCACGUUUUUGCACGUAGUGGUUCGUGAAGUGCGUGGCAGGGGAGCGAACUCGAGGACCGAUCGCACGAUGUCUCGUCUCUUCUAAACGCAUUUUCUAUAAUAAUUGUCCGCUCUGCUCGCAAUGAAAACAUAGAUGUACUUCUCUUGAUAACAAGCGUCCCCGAAGUAGAGUAUUGCGUCGGUGAGCCUAUCGCAGAUAAAGGUGAUUCCAAGCAAUUCGAGAACGUGACAGGAGAUGUAGCUACUCUGGAAUUUGUUUUGGAAAGGGAAAACGUCACUUGAAACUCGAAGAACUCACGCACGGAAGAACUCCGAUGCGACAUAACCCCCGGACAGCUGUUCUUUAAAUCGUGUGGCUGAACCGCGCUUUCGAACAUCUUUUGGAGCGCGGCGAAGACAUCUCUCAUUCCUUAAAGCAUGAACGUAGAGCGAGUCUCUUCUGACUGCCAAUGGAUAAGUCGAGGAUAAUAUGCGUGAAAGUGACCAAUCUCUGCUAACAAACCUCCCAAGAUGUCGGGUGAGGAAUGCGAAAGCGAGAUGGACUACUCAGAUUCUGACUGUGGCGAUAUAGGCUACGAGGAUUACUACAGUGUACAGCCAUGGGGUGGUGAGGUAGACAAUGAUGGAGAUACGGAUCAAAGUCGCAGAGACCCUGAAUUUACCGUACACGAUUGUCUUCGCGUUGAAGAAGUGGAAAGGCUACUAAAUGAAAACGUUGAAAUUCUGAGUACCAGCCUUCGUAUCACGCCGUCCUUAGCCAAACUUCUCUUACAUGCACACAAUUGGGCAUUACAAGAAAUUGUUAUAAAGUACCGUACCAAUGCCUCCAGUCUUUUAAUUAAUUCUAAAAUUAAGCCUCUGUAUCCACCUGAUCCAAUAUCAGGGCCAAAAGGUCAAAGAGGUGGAAUUUGUUCAGUGUGUGUUAAUGGACUACCCUUGGAUAGAUUUUCUACCCUUACAUGUGGACAUUCAUUUUGCAAAGAUUGUUGGUGUAUGCAUUUUGAAGUGCAAAUAACACAAGGAAUCUCUACUGGAAUAAGUUGUAUGGCCCAAGAAUGUGAUGUCCUGGCACCGGAAGACUUUGUCCUUUCUCUUUUAACGAAGCCAAAUAUGAGAGAAAGGUAUCAACAAUUUGCCUUCAGAGAUUACGUUAAGUCUCACCCACAGUUGCGAUUCUGUCCUGGUCCGAAUUGUCAAAUAGUUAUGCGUUCCAAGGAACACAGGGCCAAGAGAGUAACUUGCUCAUCGUGUAAAACUAUUUUUUGCUUCCGAUGUGGUAUGGAUUAUCAUGCGCCCACUGAUUGUGGUACAAUUAGAAAGUGGCUGACCAAAUGUGCUGAUGACUCCGAAACAGCAAAUUAUAUUAGUGCACAUACCAAAGAUUGCCCAAAAUGUCACAUUUGUAUAGAGAAGAAUGGCGGCUGCAAUCACAUGCAAUGCUACAAUUGUAAACACGACUUUUGCUGGAUGUGCCUUGGAGAUUGGAAAGCGCACGGAAGUGAAUAUUAUGAAUGUUCGCGUUACAAAGAAAAUCCUAACAUUGCCCAUGAAAGUGUUCAUGCUCAAGCUCGUGAAGCUUUAAAAAAAUACCUCCAUUAUUACGAAAGGUGGGAAAAUCAUAGUAAAUCAUUAAAAUUGGAGGAGCAAACGUUAGAAGGUAUUAAGUCUCGAAUCAACAAGAAAGUGAUGAAUGCCAAAAGUGGAACUUGGAUCGACUGGCAACAUUUAUUCGCAGCUGCUUCCCUUCUGGCUCGUUGUCGCUAUACGUUGCAGUACACGUACCCUUAUGCUUAUUACAUGGAACCUGGGCCACGAAAGGAAUUGUUCGAGUAUCAGCAGGCCCAGUUGGAAGCUGAAAUAGAAAAUCUUUCGUGGAAAAUAGAGCACGCAGAAACAACGGAUCGUGGGGCUCUCGAAAAUCAAAUGGAUAUUGCCGAGAAACGUCGAGUUAUUUUGUUAAAAGAUUUCCUGGAGUUUUGAGCAAGAACUGGGUUAACACGACUGCUCCAUUAAUCUUUUGCAAUUUCAAUUUCUUUUACUUGUGCAUAGGCAAGAAAGAAAUUAUCUCCUAUUAACUAAUUAUAUUAAUUUUUCGUUCAACGCUUAAAGAUUUAUCCGAGGCAAGCGACGCCUAUGUCCAAAUACUGAAAAGGUAUAAAUAGUGAAAACAAUAGUUCGGUAAUUUGUUCCACUUUAAUCCCGAAAGAUAAUGGGAAUCAAAUGGCAAAUUUAUAAGUUUUCGACAAUUUCGAAUUGAAUAGGUGGCUCUGUAAAGUAAGUACUUGAAGAGUCUUCGUAAUGUUUGUCAAAUUUUUCAAAUGAUGCAGAUACAUCGUGUGAGCUCGUCUUAUCUGAACGCAAAAUAUUGAUUUCGAUGACAAACGAAUUUUACAAACUUCCUACAUUUAUUAUAUUUUUAUGGCAGCAAGAAUGGGCUAUGCAGUUCCCUGCCCAUCUCUAAAAUUAAUGGAAGGCAACUUAUGAAAAUUCAGGUUUCUCGACUGAAAUACUGAUAAUCGCCUAGUACUUUGAUCAAUAUGAAAAUUCGUUCGAAACUGCAAGGCAUGGAAAUUUGGAAUACUGAGGAAGAAUAUCCAAAUUGAUUUAUCAUGAUUUUACAGUUGAAUACUAGAUAUUCCUAACUUUUUGAUUCCUGUUUCUAAGUCUAUUCUUCCCGAAUCAGUGGAAAAAUGUUGUGGCUUGUACUUAUAUUUUUUGUUGGAUAACACGAAUAAUCUGUGGUGCAAUACGAAGCACGAUCUUCCGCAUUCACUACAUGAAAUCUCGGCAGCUUGAUUUUUAAUAAUAUCAACGACUGCAUUCACAACGGAUUCGAUAAUUCACCAAAACGUCAUCUCAGCAUUGUAUGAAUUUUCCCAGCAACAAUUCAGUGCGAUCAACUCAGGAACAAUUUCCGUGAUUUUUUUUUUUGUUGUAUUUGUUGAUGUAGAUAAACAAUUAAUUUAUCCUACUUACAUCCUUCCUAGUCUGCAGGAACUUUUUUCAACGAUUUCUUAUAAAUGAAUGCUCAGUUUCCGAAAUCCUCGUAACCGCUCAUUAUCUCGGUGAUGUUAGUACAAGUUGUGACGAUAGCGAUCAAGGUACUAUAAGUAUUGUAUGCCUGUACACAUUCGGAAUAUGUGCCGAUCUGAGAGUACAACUUGUACGAAAAAGCGUGUACUUCGACAUCGAGUAAAUUCAUCCCCAUCACAUUUCAUCCUCGAACGGUACAAUUGUUAAUAUUAAAUGCUUUUACGUGCGAUUUAUCGAGUGAUUUCGAUGACUGGUCCACCCAGUAUUCGAGAUAAGAUAAAGCAAAUUCAAGCAUGACCAAAAACGUGAUUCAACCGGAUGAAAUAAUAUAAUUUGACGUUUACCAGGGGAUUUACAGGAGUAUAUGGUUAAAUACAAUUUAGUAUCUCAAUUUUUACUUUGUUAUCUAAUGAUACUAUUCUUUUUGAAGCCCCCCAAUUUUAUUUCAAAACAUCACUAGAAAGGGGGUUUGAAAAGAAACGAACUUUUUAAAAACUGAUAUAUCGUUGACUUUUGUUAUUAGCAAGUAGUAUCUCUACAUAGUUACUAUAUAAGAUUAGCGUAGUUCUGUGCCAAAAACUCACACCUGUUAUUUUCCCAAAUUAUACAUUCUCGUAAAUUCCCGAAUUGGUUUUCGAAUCUCGUUUUUGAUCGUGUCUGAAAUCGCAUGAAUUUAAAUUAAUUCUUGAUCGAUUACUGGACGAGCAGCAAUUUAAUAUCGGCGCUCAUUAGUAAUCACUUUGUAUAUAUUAUUGUAAAAGUACAUUCUAUAAAAGCCGUGUGACAUUUUCUAUGAUUAGUACAUAAGAGUUCAUGCAACGAUCGAAGUCAUAUAUAGAA
Messenger RNA from Orussus abietinus, 3919 nucleotides. It is a transcript of the gene ari-2, whose product is annotated as potential E3 ubiquitin-protein ligase ariadne-2. The transcript has 7 exons. The record is from RefSeq and is a predicted model, not a curated record. Bases 557 to 2026 code for a protein of 489 amino acids. Gene Ontology annotation, molecular function: zinc ion binding; ubiquitin protein ligase activity; ubiquitin conjugating enzyme binding. Gene Ontology annotation, cellular component: ubiquitin ligase complex; cytoplasm. NCBI's taxonomy places the organism in Eukaryota, Metazoa, Arthropoda, Insecta, Hymenoptera, Orussidae. Gene Ontology annotation, biological process: positive regulation of proteasomal ubiquitin-dependent protein catabolic process; protein polyubiquitination; ubiquitin-dependent protein catabolic process.